CAAUUUUGAAGUCAACUUCUCCUGUUCAAGAGUCUUCCCUUAGCGCCAUUUCAUUUGAUUAUACAAUCUACUAUCUACCAAGUACCUACAUUCUAUCACCAAACACACCUUUAUCACUCUGCUUCCUAAACCUUUUUGGGUUUAGUUUAUUAGCUCAAAUUAAGCCUAAAUUUUGAAUCUUUUACACCUGAGUUUUCUAAAUUCUUCUUCACUGAACAUUAAUUUUUGUUGGGUUUUUAAAAUUUAUGCAAUUGGAGCUCAUAUAAAAAAUGGGUAAAAACCCAAAAUCAAACCCCAGUUCUUAAUGUUUUCUGGGUAGUUUGGUGUUUGAUGAAUGACAAAAAAGAUGAACAAUUUUUGGUGCACAAAUGGGUUUUUUCCUAGGAUAAUUCUGGUUUGGAUAGGGGUAAUUCAGAUAAAUUUUAUAUUGUGCUCGUCUCUCAACCAUGAAGGAAAGGCUUUGUUGAAGUUUAGAGAUGGAGUAGUGAAUGAUCCAUUUGGAGCUUUGUCAAGCUGGAACAAGCAAAAUGGUGAAGAUAAUCCCUGUUCAUGGUUUGGAAUUGGGUGUUCUGAUGGGCUUGUAAUUUCCCUGAACUUGACUAACCUUUGUCUUGAGGGAACACUAGCAUCAGAACUUCAUCAUUUAUUGCACAUAAAGUCCAUCGUACUUCGAAACAAUUCCUUUUCCGGAACUAUUCCCGAAGAGCUUAGAAACUUGAAAGAAUUGGAGUUUCUGGACUUGGGUUACAAUCAUUUUUACGAACCGAUCCCACUUGAAUCCGAAUCUAACAUUACAAUUAUAUUAUUAGACAACAAUGGACUAUCCUGCCACAUAUCUCAUGAAGUUGAACUGACUAGUUCUGUGAAAAUAUUACCAUAUGCCAGGCAUAGUGACCAUGGACAAGAUGUAGGACAAAGGAGGAUGUUACUUGAUUGGCACAAACCUACCACAAAACGUUUUUCGAAACAACCCUCUUUACCGAACACCAAAGACCACCUGAAACAACCCUUUACACCGAGCAAGACACAUAAAAAAAAACGUUUUCAUGAUAAUGAUGUUUUUAAACAUUCAUUUGAAAAGCCAAGUGGCCCCCAACCACCACCACCACCACCACCAAAACACAUAAUCCCGAAUGAUUCAAUUCCAUCUCCCCUGUUCAAUCCACCCCAAAUAUCACGACCCCUUUCUCCUCCAAAUACUCGGGAUUCUACACCACCAAUGCCACGAUCUUCUAAUGUUUUAUUGUCUUCUCCAUCUUCGAAGUCUACCUCCUCUCCGUCUCCCUCAGCAUCACAAAUAAAAACAAUUGGAAUUGUGGUUGGAGCCAUGGGUGGAUUCAUUGGUUUGGUUUUAGUCAGUUUAUUACUAUACCUCUUGAGGGGAAACAAGAUCCGAAAGCCAACAGGAUUAAGCGGACAACUUCAGAGAGCAUUUGUGAUGGGAGAUGAGAGAUCAGAUGGACUCAACAGCGAUAAACCAAGCUUUGUCGAAGGGCUACCAAAUCUAAAGAGGUCUGAACUUGUAACGGCUUGUGAAGAUUUCAGCAACGUCAUUGGAACGUCAUUUAUCGGUACCAUAUACAAAGGGACACUUUCAAACGGCGUUGAAAUAGCCGUUAUAUCUUUGGCUAUAACUACGGCUAAGGACUGGUCAAGAAAUUUGGAGACUCAGUUCAGGAAGAAGGUCGAGAUUUUAUCCAAGGUGAACCACAAAAACUUUGUAAACCUUAUAGGUUAUUGCGAGGAAGAACAACCGUUCACCAGAUUGAUGGUUUUUGAAUAUGCCCCAAAUGGCUCGCUCUUUGAGCAUUUGCACAUAAAAGAAGCCGAGCAUUUAGAUUGGCGUAUGAGACUAAGGGUUGCAAUGGGAUUGGCAUACUGUCUCGAGUAUAUGCACCAAUUAACACCACCCGUAACUCAUCCAAAUCUAAAUUCAUCGGCUGUGAGCCUCUCCGAAGAUUAUGCUGCACAACUGUCCGAUUUCUGUAUCUGGAAUGAAGUGGCUGCUCCACGUCUUCAGCCUAUGACUAAUUGCGUAAGCACUUUAAGUACGACAUCAAUCAGCCCCGAGAGCAAUGUUUACAACUUUGGCUUGGUUCUUCUCGAGAUGAUGACAGGGCGCAUUCCUCAGUUGUUAGAUAAGAACUCACUCGAUGAUUGGGUGUCGGAGUACAUGAGUGGGGAGAAAUCUCUUCAAGAAUUGGUUGAUCCUAUGUUACAUUUUAAUGCCGAACAGCUCGAUAAACUUAGUGACAUUAUCCGAAAGUGUCUUCAUUCAGAACAAAAUCAACUAACAAUGAGAGAUAUUACGGUAAAAAUGAAGGAAGUAACCGGGAUUGAUCAAGAUAAAGCCGCCCCACGAUUUUCUUCUCUUUGGUGGGCCGAGCUUGAUGUUCGUUCGUUGAACGGAACCUAGAUGAUACAAUUCAAGAUUUUUAAGCCUGGCUUGGGAAUGUACUAAUGUUUUUGCUUGCUUGUUUGUACCUCAAAAUGUAAAGUGGUAAAAAAAAAUUUUCUUACCUUGUUAUCGUACAAAUUCAGCAUUUUAAAGUUUGCAAGGUUCGUAAAUCUCGAUUGCGUACAUUUGGUGGUUCAAAAAAGAAUUGUACUUCCUCCGUUCCAUAAUACCCGCUACAUUUUCUAUUUUUGACAAUUUUAUAUUACUUGCUAUAUUUCCAUUUUUAGUAAUAAAACAAUCAUUUAAAGUUUU
Molecule: messenger RNA, 2710 nt
Organism: Amaranthus tricolor (Joseph's coat)
Lineage: Eukaryota; Viridiplantae; Streptophyta; Magnoliopsida; Caryophyllales; Amaranthaceae
Product: inactive receptor-like serine/threonine-protein kinase At2g40270
Exons: 10
Coding region: 335-2416 (693 amino acids)
Biological process (GO): protein phosphorylation
Molecular function (GO): ATP binding; protein kinase activity
Source: RefSeq, a predicted model, not a curated record